UUUUUCCAGCAUGGCUACAAGGAGGGCUAUUCUCACGGACGGACUCACGGCCUCAUUGAAGGACGGGCGUUGGGCAAAGAGAAGGGGCUAGAAAUUUGGGAAGAGGUUGGGUACUACAAAGGGUUUUCAUCAUUCUGGAGAGCUGUAUAUCAGAGGCCACCGAAGGAUCCCAAUUCGCGUGCCUUGCAUCACAUCAAGUUCAUCCUAUCUGCUAUUGAUCGCUUUCCAACGGUAAACCCAUCGAACCAGCAUGCGGAAUCAUCUGUCGAUAUCGCGAAGCUUCUAACCCUUAUCCGAUCUCGCCACAAGGCUCUGUGCGCCAUCUUGGGUGUGAAACCACGUCUGACUGUUGUGGAAGCCGAUGAUCGGAGAGGUAGUGCGGAUGAAGAUUCUUUGGAGGGUAGCAUGAACCACAACAGAGCCAAGAGGAACAUUUGGAGGCUGGACAAUCCGGAGAAGUCGGGAUCGUUGAGCUAUUGA
Molecule: messenger RNA, 480 nt
Organism: Cantharellus anzutake
Lineage: Eukaryota; Fungi; Basidiomycota; Agaricomycetes; Cantharellales; Hydnaceae
Exons: 3
Source: RefSeq, a predicted model, not a curated record